AUGGGCUCAGCGGCCGACAACUAUGGGCGCCGGGCAGUCCUCGGCCUAACGCUGUUCGGCCUGGUCUUGUCCGGGGUGGUCACGUCCCUGGUGGAGACACUGGUCGAAUUCGCGGUGCUGCAGCUUCUCAUGUCUGCAUCGAUCACCGCGUUUCAGGCUAUCAGCACCGUGCUGCUCUUCGAGGUGACUCCGCAAGUCCACCGCAUGCUCUUCUGCGUGCUUAACAUCUGCGUGCCCCUGGUGCUGGGUACGGUGGUGCUCGGCCUUAUAGGCACGACCUCGAUGCACUGGUCGGCAAUGCAGCUUGUUGUUCUAUCGCCCACCCUACUGCUGCUGCUGACCUACCACCAAACGGAUGAGUCUCCGCUCUGGCUUAUCACUUCGUGGAAGUUCAAGGAUGCCGAGCGGGUUAUCCUCUGGGCGGCAAGAAAGAACGGACUCCCGGACCUGGACAAGGCCUACCAUUUUCAACAUCGUUUGCUCUUCCCUGUUGCGUUCCGAAACGCUCAUCGUUUUCGGUGGUUGUGCGCCAUCUUCAACUGCUACUACACCAUAGCUCGAUACAAAUCGUUCGGAGGCGGUGCCGUCUUCUUCUACAUAAUGAUCGGGAUCGCCAACAUGUUCACUCAGACCGUCAACUACUUUGUCCUGAGGGGCUGCGGCCGCCGGAAGCCAAUAUUGGCCUACUUUCUGGGGCUGUCCGUGCUCAUGACGUCACUGACGGCAUUGGUGGCUCUGGAGAUGGAGCUGGCGUUCGCGAAAGUCGCGGUCCCUGAGCAUUCCUGGUGGAAGUGGCUUUCACAACCAUGUUUUCUGGUCCUCUCGUUGCCAGAGACGUUGGCGAUGAGUGAAACCGACAAGGGCCAGGAGGCUGCCCAAGAGGACAAGUGGAGGUUAGACUCGCUGCUGAAGCAGAAGAAGAAGAGCAGAAAAGUUCCCAGGAAAUGCAUUGCUCAAAAACUUGACCGAUAG
Molecule: messenger RNA, 972 nt
Organism: Ixodes scapularis (black-legged tick)
Lineage: Eukaryota; Metazoa; Arthropoda; Arachnida; Ixodida; Ixodidae
Product: solute carrier family 22 member 9-like
Exons: 4
Coding region: 1-972 (323 amino acids)
Biological process (GO): transmembrane transport
Cellular component (GO): membrane
Molecular function (GO): transmembrane transporter activity
Source: RefSeq, a predicted model, not a curated record